Molecule: messenger RNA, 875 nt
Organism: Scylla paramamosain (green mud crab)
Lineage: Eukaryota; Metazoa; Arthropoda; Malacostraca; Decapoda; Portunidae
Gene: mRpL17
Product: large ribosomal subunit protein bL17m-like
Exons: 4
Coding region: 241-774 (177 amino acids)
Biological process (GO): translation
Cellular component (GO): mitochondrial large ribosomal subunit; ribosome
Molecular function (GO): structural constituent of ribosome
Source: RefSeq, a predicted model, not a curated record
AAAACAAAGCAGGAGAGCGCCGUGGCUGGUUGUAGCUCGUGCUCGCCGUAGUGCCAAGAGAACUGACUGUUACCGGUGUGCCACAUUUCCUCGAGGACACAUUAUAUUGAAGAUAUCAGUUGCAUAGAGGAAGUAGAACAACAGAGAAGAAACCACGGAUCAAGCUGACAUUAAGAGAAGACAGACCAAACACACGCUACAUAGUGAAAUAGACAAGGAGUGUCGGUAUAUAUCAGGAAAAUGAAUCAGGCGGAGAUUCGAAAAUUGAUCCCGGCCGUACGCGUGGCCAUCAAUGCCAAACACAGAAAGUUUUCCAAUCCCAAAGGUCCCGAGGGAAGACUGACGAUGUUAAGAAAAACCGUGACUGAGCUGGUGAAGCUGGAGAGAGUGGAGCUGAACUACCAGCGGGGGGAUGAGGCCAGAGGCUAUGCUGAGAGGCUUAUAGCAAUGGCCAUUAAGCAUGGAGACCGCCACAUCCCCACAAUGGAGAUGGCUAACUACUGGCUCACUGAGAAGCAGCUUGUUCACAAACUUUUCAAGGUGUUGGCAGUGAGAUACAAGGACCAUACUGAAUCUUACACAAAACUUCAUAAAGCUCCCAACAUCUACCCUGGAUUCUACAGAGAAAGAGUAGUGCUAGAGCUCAAAGGCAAUCCAUUUCCACCUCUUGAAAAAAAAAACUCAUCCCACAAUUGGAUACACAACAUACUGCUGGAAGAAGCCCAUCAAGAUUAUAUUAGAAAGAAGCUGAAAGAAGGGGAAAGAAGUAACUAAGGUUGAUCUAGUAUCAGAUGUAGAAACCUGAUUGGCUUACUUAUGUCUUGAUGUAUGUAUGUAUGAGUGUGCUUCUUAUGUACAGUAAAACUCUGAUUGAA